ACGUUCGGCUUUUAAUGGUGAGCAAUUUGCUGUGUUGACUUUUAGUUUCGUUUUGAGCCUCGCUGGCGACGGUUGUGUUUUGUUAUUUUAUUCGUGUUUUAAAGCUAGACAAGAGAAUUAUAAUGACAGCUGGCUGGGCUUUGGCUGCAGCACUUGUGCUCUGUGUGGGCCUCGUUGCCGGCAAAGAUAAUCUGCGUGUUGCCUACGGAUGGCGGGAAAUGGAUUUCAAAUACGAUAGUCCCGAGCAGCGCUGGUCUGCCAUUGAGAAAGGAGCUUUUAAGCCGGCCAAUGUGCUGCCAUUUGGCCUGGAGAUUCAUCGCAAUCGAAUGUUCGUAACGCUGCCCAGAUGGCGCGAAGGUGUUCCCGCCUCAUUGGCCUACUUUGAUUUGAAUGACAACUCCACAACGAUGCCCGUGUUGACGCCAUUCCCCAGCUGGGUGGCCCACAGUCUGACUGAAGCGGAUCCCGAGCUCGUCUCUCCCUUCCGAGUGCGUGGCGAUCGCUGUGGCCGCCUUUGGGUGCUCGAUUCACGCAUUUCAGGUGUGCUGGAGAAGACCAAACUCUAUGGUCCGGCUCAGCUGUCGGUCUACGAUCUGCAUAAUGAUAAUCUGUUGCGUCGUCAUGUGCUGCCUGAGGGGCAGACCAAGCAGAGCUCGUUCUUUGCCAAUCUGGCUGUGGAUGAUGGUGAUUGUGAGAAUACGUUUGCCUACUUGGCUGAUCUGGGAGCUCCUGGCCUAGUGGUCUAUUCGUGGAAGGAGCGGGAAUCUUGGCGUGUGCAACAUCAUUUCUUCCAUCCGGAUCCGAUGUCGGGCAACUUUAGCAUUCAAGGCAUUGAGUUCCAGUGGGACGAUGGCUUGUACGGACUCGCAUUGUCUAAGCCACAAGCUAAUGGCUUUGCCACUCUCUACUUCCAUCCGCUUAGCUCUACGAUGGAGUUCUCUGUCAGCACCUCGGUGCUGCGCAACAAGACGCUGGCCACUUCAUCCGACAUUUAUCGUGAGUUUAAGGUGUUGGGUUCGCGUGGCCUCAAUGCUCAGGCUGGUGCUCAGUGCUUGGACGCAGAGACGGGAGUUUUAUUCUAUGCACUGCCCAAUCAAAAUUCUGUCGGCUGCUGGCAAACAUCGAACAGCUACAAGUCCCAAGAUCGCGUUUAUACGAGCAGCAAUGACUUGGUCUUCCCUAGCGAUGUCAAGGUGGACGAUGAACGUCGUCUCUGGGUGUUGUCCAAUCAGCUGCAGGUCUUCAUCUACGAUGAGUUGUAUCCCGGCAGCAUUAAUUUCCGCAUCCUGACGGCCAGCGUCAAAGAUGCCAUCGCUGGAACUUCCUGCAAUGUAGUGGCCAGUAAACUGCCAGAGAUCAUCAGCCGAAUAGAUGACAUCCUCAAGCCACUUCCUGGCCGGAAGGCAUCCAAAAGCAGUGCGGGAGCUACAACAUACAGUCUGGGUGUCAUGCUGCUAUCUUGCUGUCUUCUCUUGCGAUCCAGGCUGCUCUAAGAUCCGUCUCCACUCCAUCUAUUAUUUAACUUAGUAUUAGUUGCAUAAGAUCAACGCAAGAACUUUGACAAAAUGCGGUUGAAGGGCGAUAACCGAUCGAUUUAUUUUCGCCGAUCGAUCUUGAGCUGUCGAUAAGGUAACAGUCGACAGUUAAUUGAAGAAUUUGACAACACUUAAUCAGCAGCUUUAAUUAAUGCGCAGUUUUGGCGGUUUCGUAUCGUGCUGUGUUGAAAAUUGGUUUUAUUUUGUGUGCUUUUCAUUUCGUGCCCGUAAAUAAUUAGUUAUAGUUGCAUAGUGCGUAAUAUUGAAUAAAUAUAAGCAAUUUAUUUAGACACAGUG
Molecule: messenger RNA, 1832 nt
Organism: Drosophila sulfurigaster albostrigata
Lineage: Eukaryota; Metazoa; Arthropoda; Insecta; Diptera; Drosophilidae
Product: protein yellow
Exons: 3
Coding region: 123-1493 (456 amino acids)
Cellular component (GO): extracellular region
Source: RefSeq, a predicted model, not a curated record